Molecule: messenger RNA, 4848 nt
Organism: Haplochromis burtoni (Burton's mouthbrooder)
Lineage: Eukaryota; Metazoa; Chordata; Actinopteri; Cichliformes; Cichlidae
Product: tensin-4
Exons: 11
Coding region: 2384-4111 (575 amino acids)
Molecular function (GO): protein binding
Source: RefSeq, a predicted model, not a curated record
AUCACCUGGAGCAGCAGGGAGUCGUGAUCCUUGCUGCUGAUAGGCUCACUGGGAAGAGGGUUGGGAUUUGAUUAAUAAAAGCAUCCAACACUUUGAGUGCAACACACUGCAGAGUCAGACGGUAAGCAGCAUCACGGCAAGGAUACUGAUCAGAAGAUAGCAAGGUAAGAGGACUUUUUUUGUUACUUGUAACAAUAAACAGGAUAUCAUCUGCAGUAAAGGUUUGCAACUAUCAGCAGCAAGUCCUCAUUUUAAGUUCCUUCCUGUUAAUUACGAAUGCAGACUUAAGUGUUUAUUAUAGCGCGACAUGGCAGGGACACUAAAAGUUACAUGAAACCAAAUAAUCGCAAUAUUAUGCUCUUAUUUUCUGAGAUUUAAAAAAACGUAUCCAGCUGCUAUAUGAGCUGUAGUGUAUUUCAUGCACUGUUUCACAGACUAAGUUGGACCUUUGUGAUGCUCAGUGUGUGUUCUUCAUGAGCUGAAAAUGUUGUUAAUAAUAUGAAUUUCCCUUAAAAAGAAAUGGAAAUUCUUUCCACAGUGCACAUCUCACUCCUUACAAGCUUUUCCUGUUUUAGGAAAACAUUAGAGUUGCCAUGGUAACAGCCACUCACCUGAGUGACUCACUGAGCACCACACCUUGUCUAAAGUUUAAAAGAGGGAGACAGAUGAGCCAAUCCUCCCACAUAUUAGUCAGUGCGCCCCAGGGCGGAUGUGGCUACAAUGUAGCUGCCAUCACCAGUGUGUGAAUGUGUGUGUGAAUGGGUGGAUGACUGGAUGUGUAAAGCGCUUUGGGGUCCUUAGGGACUAAUACAAAUACAGGCCAUUUACCAUAUUACGCAGCCCUGUGUGAGCAGCUAUUCAUGCUGAUGUCAGCAGUGAAACAUGGCAUUUACUCAGCUCGAGUCAUUAUUCACCACGUGCUGUUAUAAUAACGAUUGAGAAACAUGUUGCACGGCGCGGUCUGUAAGAAGUACUGACUCAUACUGGGUGCUGCACUCUAGGACGCACACUGUUUAUUUUUUACAGCAACAACAACUUUUUCAGAUUAGCCGUCACUGUAGUCCACGCUGAUGUGGACAACCCGCCACAGCUGCCCAACAAAUGUUCAGGUUUAACUUUCUGCGGAGUUCCUGAAGCUGAAAGCAAUUUAGGCUUAGAAGUCAUUUUAAAGGAAUUUAGGACCACAGCUGAAGAUAAAGCAAUCACUCCAGGUUAUUUAAUUUUUCUGGUUCACUGGACCUCUAGCUCUCUGAAAGCCCAACAGUUUCUGAGCAUUUUUGCCCUUAUUGUAGGUUUAUCCUCCUAAAGUGCUGCACCUCUAUGGAGAUCAAAGUGUCAUUACUGGAAACACAGAGAAGUGUGGCGUAUAGCAGGCUCUGUAUUGUUUUUUUCUUAACUUCUGCUAGGCUGGGAGGUCAUUUGGCUAGACCCCAAAUGACAAAACCAUAAAACAAAACAUCCCCAACAAACUGUACUAAUUUAUGCAGGCUAACUUGUUGGUUCUGAAUAACAUGUAGAAAUUUACGAGUCCACCUUGAGUUGAAUCCAGAUCCAGCUUGAAUUCGUGCCAAGUUUACAUCACUUUCUGCACAACAUGAACUAUGCCUGGAACCAGUUUCAGCCAUGCCUUGGUUAAAUCCAUGUUGCUGGUUUUGCACUUCUCCAAGUCAUUCCUAGAAAUCUCAAAAUAUGACUACUGUUGGCUCCAUUUUCAUUUUCCACUCGUCCAAUUCGGGGUCCAAGAGUGCCCGAAGCUCAUCUCAGCUGACGUGCGAUCAAUUAUUUCUCAAAGGCUACAUAAGACUUGUUUUUUAGAAUACUGAAUUCAAUACUUUAAGACUUUAGGGUCCACGAGAACCCAGGUCUUUUGUUUCAUAAAUGCCACCGGUAUCAAUAGCAGGAUGGAAAUCGUACUCCUCCCUCUGUUCUCAAACUGAGCAGUGUCUGUUGUGUCUGUUCCCACCUAUUCUGCCUUUAGCCUUCAAAAGCUUCUGAGUCUGCACCAACACUCCCUUUUCAAAGGCCUUUUCAACUCCAGAUGUCCUUAUACACAUUCACAGGGUCCUUUUUCUCCACCGUUUCCAGUCUUUCUGUAUUGCUAAUGUCAGCAUAGGGCAACAAGUUGCACAGCUUUUGGAAUCUUCUGUUAAAAAUGCAAUUCCAACUUUGCUACUUUCUCCAAAAGCAACACUGAAAAACUCAGGAUGGGUACCCAUGUGUGGUGCACAGUAUCGGGGGGGAAAAACACCUUUUGAUGCGUCUGUUAUACAAAAACAACAAUGGCAGGGCUUUCAUUUCAUUCAUGACAGAAUAACCGAUCUCUCUCCAUUGUCUCUCUCUGGCCUUUGGCAGGCACGCACAGAAGACUCUGAGCUCCCCUAACAUGAUGCCUACAGUUAAAGGCUUGGCACACACGAUACCCAGUCAUGUUCUCAGAGUGGGCCAAACUAUUUGCUUGGAACCGUCACAGGAGACAGUCACCCACCAUGAUGAUCCUGAUCUCGACAUUUCUCUGGAAAAUCUCAACCAGUUAAUCUUGGAACUGGAUCCCACAUUUGAACCCAUCCAAUGCAGCAAAAGUCCCACAUGUCUCAGCCCCCCCACAGAUGCCUCUUGCUCAGAUGAAGAUUUCUCUGAAGUUGUGCUCAUUCCUAGAGGCUGUUCAACCAUUUCAUCACCCACAGUGGUCCCCUCGGUGUCCCCGAGUAUACCCAUCCCCACACACAACGGCCUCAGAUGCAGUCCCCAAGGGACGCUGGUUUUCUCCAGCUCCCCAACGUCCUCUCUGCCCCCGCUGCCAUUUGGCAGCGCACCCAGGCGAAACCCCUCACCGAAGAAUGACUUUUGCCAAGGAUCACUGCGGCUGUCACACUCCAACAGAAACAGCACCGCCUCACUGCUCUCCACCUCGACCUGCUCGGACACCAGCUACAUCCUUGGCAGUAACCUCUCCUUAACCGGUGAAGAUGCUGAUUUUCCAGAGUCCAUGCUACCCAGCUCCUUUAGUGACGAUUCCAGGAUGAAGCCAUGUAAUAACAGGCAAAGCCUGGAGAAGCCCUUGAAGACAAAGCGAGGACAUUUACAGGAAGUGAACAGCAGAAGAGCACAGAACGGCCCAGUCUCAGGGUCACUGACCGAUAUUCCCAUACUGUUAGUCAACGGUGCACCUCAACAGGACCUGCACAGCCCUGAACCACAGAUCGAGUUACUCCAGAGGAACCCUGUGUCAAAACCAACAUAUUCCAGUUCUCAAGCCCGUUUUAACGGCAGCCAGCCAUCGAUGAAAUUUGUCAUGGAUACGUCAAAGUUUUGGUUCCGUCCACACAUCAGCAGAGCAGAAGCUGAAGCUCUGGUAAAAGACAAGGAAGCAGGAACCUUUGUGGUGAGAGACAGCACCUCCUACAGAGGCAGUUUUGGUUUGGCCAUGAAGGUAGAUCAAACGCCCACCAGCUUUACUGCUGCUGCCUAUCCAGGGGAAAGCAGCUCUGAUCUUAUCAGACACUUCCUCAUUGAAUCAUCCGCCAAAGGCGUGCGCAUUAAAGGCUCUUCUCAGGAACCCUACUUUGGUAGUCUCUCUGCCCUGGUGUACCAGCACACCAUUUCUGCGUACGCCUUACCCUGCAGAUUAUGCCUCUACUGCCACGACCUGAGAUCAGCAGAGGAGAGAGCAAAAGAGAGAGCACCUUCAGAGGACGACAACAAAAUAGCCUCCAACUUUGUCUACCUUAACGCCAUCCCCACUGAGAUGCUGACGGGCCCCUGUGCAGUGCAAAGGGCGGUGUCCUCAACACUCGAGAAGGCUCCGGGUUCCUUCACACCAACCAUAGUCAACAUGAAAGUGUCUCUGAAGGGUGUCACUCUCACAGACAUCAACAGGAAGCUCUUCUUCAGGCGCCAUUACCCUGCACACAUGCUGAGCUACGGUGGUGAAGAUCCAGACAAUAGAGUGUGGACGAGAGGUUCAAGUUUUGGUGCAAGGUUGUUUGGCUUUGUGGCAAAGGGCAUUGAAGCCGGUAUGGAGAAUGUUUGUCACGUAUUUGCAGAAUAUGACACCCUGCAGCCCUGCAGCGAAGUCAUCAAGGUGAUUCAGGCAGCUGUAUCCAAGCCAUAAACAUGCAAACCCAGAGACGGCGUGAUACAUCUUCAAGACUCCUGCUUACACUUUCUGUUUAACACUGUGCUCUUCUACAAAUAACCUGUCCAGUAAGGUGGUUACAGGAAGUGUCGCUACUGCUUUGGAGAAAACUGGACAAGUUUGUGUUUCUGCUGAAUUGCAAGGAAAACCUGAUUUAGGUUCCGGUGUUUGAUCAGAUGAUAAAAAUCAUAUUAAAAGAUAUAUGAGUGAUUAUGGCAAAAAUUAGGAUAUAGUGGACUGCACCUAUAACAUGAUUGUAAAUGAAUGAGGCGCCAUAGUUUGAAUAUCAUCCAAUCAGCUUGUAAAAGCGGUAAAACAAAGCCAACUAUUUCUUUUAAGACUGCUGAGAGAACAGUUGUAGAUGUGAGAAAGCGGCACGCUAUGUCUUCAUAAGAACAGGAGCCCUUUUCCCAGAGAGGCGAACGUGCAUUAUCUGAUGCAUCGAAAUAUAGUGAUGUGGUAAUUAAAAGUUUGAAGGUGAAAAGACUUGAAGAGAAACAAAUGAACCCUGGUAGGUCAGUUCAUUUCAAAUUCUGCAGCUACCCCUGAAUGUAUUUAUUACACUGCAAUGCACUGUAAAAACUUUAUUCUCUGUAUAUUCGUGGAUUUUUAUUUUUGUUUUUCAUGAUGGAAAAUAAACAUUUUUAACUAUUCAUAUGUUAAUAGUGUGUGUGAAAAUAAUAAAGAAGAAGAAGCUUUAUUUUGGACGUGAC